CCCGUUGAACAUAAUAACCCUGCACUCUCUCCCAACUUCGAAUCUCCUGUCUACGAGGCUGAAGAGGAGGAGGAUGAUGAAAUCCCGGAGGAACUUGCUCGGUUAUUGGAAUAUGAAAAGAAAACCAUCGGCCUCAUGAGGAGUUAGUAGAGGUGAUUAACUUGGGAACCGAGGAAGAUAAGAAGGAAGUCAAGAUUGGGGCAUCGCUUGAGGCAACUGUCAAACGAAGGGUGAUUGAAUUACUCAAAGAAUAUGCCGAUGUGUUCGCAUGGUCGUACCAGGAUAUGCCCGGCUUGGAUCCCCGUAUUGUGGAGCACCGUUUGCCUUUGAAGCCCGAAUGCCCACCGGUCAAGCAGAAACUGAGAAGAACUCACCCUGAUAUGGCUCUCAAGAUCAAAGAGGAAGUACAGAAGCAGAUCGAUGCAGGUUUUCUUGUCACAUCAGAGUAUCCUCCAUGGUUAGCCAACAUAGUGCCUGUUCCAAAGAGGGACGGCAAAGUCAGGAUGUGCGUUGACUACCGGGAUUUGAACAAGGCUAGUCCGAAAGAUGACUUUCCUCUACCUCACAUCGAUGUAUUGGUUGACAGCGCUGCAAAGGCCAAGGUCUUCUCCUUCAUGGACGGUUUCUCUGGGUACAAUCAGAUCAAGAUGGCAGUUGAGGACAGAGAAAAGACAUCUUUCAUCACGCCUUGGGGCACCUUUUGUUACAGGGUAAUGCCUUUUGGGUUGAUAAAUGCAGGUGCCACUUACCAAAGAGGCAUGACCACUCUCUUUCAUGACAUGAUGCACAAAGAGAUAGAAGUGUACGUGGAUGAUAUGAUUGUCAAGUCAGGCACUGAAGAAGAACAUGUCGAGUACUUGCUGAAGAUGUUUCAACGGCUGAGAAAGUACCAACUUCGACUGAAUCCCAACAAAUGUACCUUUGGUGUUAGAUCUGGAAAACUCUUGGGUUUCAUUGUCAGUCAGAAAGGUAUUGAAGUAGAUCCUGACAAGGUCAAGGCUAUUAGAGAAAUGCCGGUUCCACAAACAGAGAAACAAGUGAGAGGUUUUCUUGGGCGUCUAAAUUACAUUUCUCGUUUCAUCUCGCACAUGACAGCCACUUGCGGACCUAUAUUCAAGUUGCUUCGAAAAGAUCAAGGGGUUGUUUGGACCAAAGAUUGUCAAAAGGCUUUUGAUAGUAUCAAGAAUUAUCUGCUAGAACCUCCAAUUCUUAUACCGCCAGUCGAAGGAAGGCCUCUGAUUAUGUACUUGACUGUGUUAGAAGAUUCUAUGGGCUGUGUGCUCGGACAACAGGAUGAGACCGGAAGGAAAGAACAUGCCAUCUACUACUUGAGCAAGAAGUUUACCGAUUGUGAGUCCAGGUACUCCCUACUUGAGAAAACUUGUUGUGCACUAGCUUGGGCUGCCAAGCGUCUUCGUCACUACAUGAUUAACCACACCACCUGGCUAAUAUCCAAAAUGGACCCGAUCAAGUAUAUCUUUGAGAAACCCGCUCUGACAGGAAGAAUUGCUCGUUGGCAGAUGUUGUUAUCCGAGUAUGAUAUCGAAUAUCACACCCAGAAGGCAAUUAAGGGGAGUGUUCUUGCUGAUCAUUUGGCUCACCAACCAAUUGAGGACUAUCAACCCAUCAAGUUUGACUUUCCUGAUGAAGAGAUUAUGUACUUGAAGAUGAAGGAUUGUGAUGAACCAUUACUUGGAGAAGGUCCAGAUCCCGAGUCUAGAUGGGGUUUGAUUUUUGAUGGAGCCGUGAAUGUCUUUGGCAAUGGAAUUGGGGCAGUUAUCAUCACUCCUGAAGGUAAUCAUCUCCCUUUCGCUGCAAGGUUACAGUUCGAUUGCACCAACAAUGUGGCAGAGUAUGAAGCAUGUAUCCUGGGCAUUGAAAAAGCCAUUGACUUGAAAAUCAAGAACCUUGACAUUUACGGGGAUUCAGCUCUCGUAAUCAACCAAAUCAAAGGAGAAUGGGAAACUCGCCACCCCGGCUUGAUUCCAUACAAAGAUUAUGCAAGGCGUUUGCUAACCUUCUUCAACAAAGUGGAGCUUCACCACAUCCCUCGUGAUGAGAACCAGAUGGCAGAUGCGUUAGCAACUUUAUCCUCUAUGUACGAAGUGAGUCACCGGAAUAAUUUGCCAACAAUCAGAAUUCAGCGCCUCGAGAGGCCCGCUCACGUGUUUGCAGUCGAAGAGGUUGUUGACGAUAAACCCUGGUUCCAUGAUAUCAAGUGUUUCCUUCAAAGCCAGGAAUAUCCACCUGGAGCAUCCAACAAAGACAGGAGAACUUUGAGAAGAUUGUCUGGUAAUUUCUUCCUAAAUGGGGAUGUUUUGUACAAAAGAAACUUUGACAUGGUACUACUCAGGUGUGUAGAUAAGCAAGAAGCAGAAUCUUUGAUGCACGAGGUACAUGAAGGCUCCUUUGGAACUCACUCCAAUGGACAUGCAAUGGCAAGGAAGUUGUUGAGAGCCGGUUACUACUGGAUGUCGAUGGAGACAGAUUGUUGCAAGCACGCUAGGAAGUGCCACAAAUGCCAGAUUUAUGCUGACAGAAUUCAUGUACCACCAACUACACUUAAUGUUCUUUCUUCUCCAUGGCCUUUCUCUAUGUGGGGCAUCGAUAUGAUUGGUAGAAUCGAACCGAAGGCUUCAAACGGGCAUCGUUUCAUUCUAGUGGCUAUUGAUUACUUCACCAAGUGGGUUGAAGCAGCAUCUUAUGCAAAUGUGACUAAGCAAGUUGUGGUCCGCUUUAUCAAGAAUCAGAUCAUCUGCCGUUAUGGUGUGCCCAACAGAAUCAUUACAGAUAAUGGAACGAACUUGAAUAACAAGAUGAUGAAAGAUUUGUGUGAAGAGUUCAAGAUUGAGCAUCACAAUUCCUCUCCUUACAGACCUCAGAUGAAUGGCGCAGUUGAAGCUGCAAACAAGAAUAUCAAGAAGAUAGUGCAGAAGAUGGUGGUCACAUACAAAGACUGGCAUGAGAUGCUACCGUAUGCUUUGCAUGGGUAUCGUACUUCAGUGCGUACUUCAACAGGGGCAACCCCCUUCUCUUUGGUGUAUGGUAUGGAAGCAGUACUCCCUGUGGAGGUUGAGAUUCCAUCGAUGAGAGUUCUAAUGGAGGCCCAGUUAUCAGAAGCUGAAUGGUGCCAAAGCAGAUAUGAUCAGUUGAAUCUAAUUGAAGAAAAACGCAUGAAAGCCUUAUGCCACGGACAACUUUAUCAACAGAGGAUGAAGCAGGCUUUCGACAAGAAGGUUCGUCCUCGUGUGUUUCAAGAAGGAGAUCUUGUUCUCAAGAAGGUUUUAUCUUUCCAACCCGACUCUAGGGGCAAGUGGACGCCUAAUUACGAAGGCCCAUAUGUCGUCAAGAGAACUUUCUCUGGUGGUGCACUGACUCUUACAACUAUGGAUGGGGAUGAGCUCCCUCGUCCCGUGAAUGUGGAUGCAGUCAAGAAAUACUUUGUCUAAAAAUAAAAGAACAGCUCGGUAAGUCGAAAACCCGAAAGGGCGGCUUAGGCAAAAAUGAGCGUCUCGGUGGGUCGAAAACCCGAAAGGGCGGCCCAGGCAAAAAUUAGAGACAUCAAACAAAAAAAUAAUUAGCCUGAUAGGUCGAAAACCCGAAAGGGCGAUCUAUGCAAAAGUUAAAGAUCAAAAGACAAAGUAACUGCAUCGAGAUGAUC
This is a messenger RNA of Glycine soja, 3661 nucleotides long. RefSeq lists its product as uncharacterized. Gene Ontology annotation, molecular function: nucleic acid binding; RNA-DNA hybrid ribonuclease activity. Gene Ontology annotation, biological process: DNA integration. The transcript has a single exon. The record is from RefSeq and is a predicted model, not a curated record. NCBI's taxonomy places the organism in Eukaryota, Viridiplantae, Streptophyta, Magnoliopsida, Fabales, Fabaceae. Bases 285 to 3449 code for a protein of 1054 amino acids.